GAGCUGUCAGGGUUGGAUAUGUAGAUGAUAAAUUUGUAAUAAAUCCACUUCGCCAUGAGCUGGAGCAGAGCAAAAUCAACCUCGUGGUAACAUCCAGUAAACAGGGAAUAGUUAUGUUGGAGGGAGGAGCCAAUGCCGCGGAUUACGAUUUGUUUAAGGAAGCCAUUAAGGUCGGUUACGAGGAGUCAUUUAAUAUCAUCGACAGUAUUGAGGAUCUGAGAAAAACAGCCAGUGAAAAUAAGUAUAUACCUAAACGUCUACCUCCAAGAUUUCAGGAUACAGAAAUACAUAAUGCUGUCUACAGGUUGUGCAACACCAAAUUGACUGCAGUGUUUACAGAUUAUAAUCAUGAUAAGUUUUCAAGAGAUUUGGCGGUGAAGAAUGUUGUCAAUAGUGUGAUGAAUGAAUUAAAAGAUCUUUAUCCCUCCAUGACAGAAGAUGAUUUAAAUCAGUACAUUCAGAAGUGUAUUAAACAAGUCUUCAGGGAGAGUAUCUUUACUACUGGAAAAAGGUGUGACGGCAGAAGUUUAACACAGCUCAGAAACAUUUCCUGUAGUGUAGACGUCCUCAAACCCCUGCAUGGAUCCUCUCUCUUCCAGAGAGGUCAAACACAGGUCAGAAAUAAAACCCACAAUAUCAUGUGUGCUGUAUAA
Saccostrea cuccullata (small rock oyster) is the source of this 653-nucleotide messenger RNA. Its product is annotated as polyribonucleotide nucleotidyltransferase 1, mitochondrial-like. Gene Ontology annotation, biological process: mitochondrial RNA 3'-end processing; mitochondrial mRNA catabolic process. Gene Ontology annotation, cellular component: mitochondrion; cytosol. Lineage: Eukaryota; Metazoa; Mollusca; Bivalvia; Ostreida; Ostreidae. The annotation marks the transcript as partial. The transcript is spliced from 6 exons. The record is from RefSeq and is a predicted model, not a curated record. Gene Ontology annotation, molecular function: polyribonucleotide nucleotidyltransferase activity; RNA binding; 3'-5'-RNA exonuclease activity.